GCAGCGCUCAGCCUGGCGGAGCACUGGGGCGAGAGCACGUCGAAGGUGUGCCGCAACCGAGACGCCGGCGGCUGCCAGCCGCUCUCGUCCAAGUCGGCCGGCUCGUGCCUGCCGAUGCCCGUCUGCACCAACCAGAACCUCACCUUCCAGCCGAGCGACUACAAGAACGACGCCAUGUUCAAGCCCAUCCUGCACUACACCGGCGAUGCGAGCGUCGCACCCUUCACCCUCGACAGUGGCCUCCUGGCCGCAGGUCCGGAGGGCGUCGUGCUGGCGCUCACGACGCCGUCGCAAGCCAAGAUCUCGACGACGCACUACAUGCUGUACGGCGAAGUCGAGCUGGAGAUGCGGCACGACCGCGGCGCCGGCAUCGUCGCGGCGUUCAUCACAAUGAGCGACGACCGCGACGAGAUCGACUGGGAGUUCACGACCGACGACCCGCAGGACCUGCAGACCAACUUCUUCGUGCAGGCCGUCCGGCCCACGGGCGGUACUGUGGCGGCCAACGUGAAUGCGCCGUCGUCGAGCUUCAGCGUCAGCGACUGGGUGCGUGCGGUAGCCUCAUUCUCGUGUCUGCUCGUGCUCACACUUCGUUGCCAGCACACGUACGGCUUCGUCUGGACCGCAGAUCGGCUGGCGUGGAAGAUCGAUGGCCGUGUCGUGCGCAGCGUCAACGCCAAGGACUACUCGGGCUGGCCGACGACGCCGAGCCGUAUCCAGGUCUCGAUGUGGGCCGGCGGCAACUCGACGAACCCGCCGGGCGUCAUCCAGUGGGCCGGCGGCCCGAUCGACUGGACGUCGAGCCAGUACACGAGCAAGGGCUACUACGCCAUGGAGAUCCGCUCGAUGAACGUCACCUGCGGCUCGCCGCCGGCCUCGGACGUGACGUCGUGGGUGUACACGGGCGCCAACGACACGAGCACCAACAAGCCGGCGUUUGAGACGUCGAGCAAGGCGAUCUCGUUCCUCAAGGACCCGAGCCAGGACGGCGUGCCCGGCACGCCCGGUAGCGGCGUGCAGGUGGGCGACAAGGUCGAGGGCACGUGGAACGGCAAGGGCUCCAGCAGCAGCAGCUCCGGCACGUGGUUUACCAAGGACAACAUCCUCAAGAUCCUCGUGCCCUCCAUUGCCGGCGCGAUUGCGCUCAUCGCCAUCUGGGCCAUCGUGGUGCGCUGCAUGCGCCGGCGGCGGAACAGCCGCGCUGCCGACUCAUCGCUGUCGAACAUCCCGGCAUCGGAGGGCGGCCUCAAGGGCGCCGGCGGCCUUGUCGGCGGCGGUGCAACUCGCUACUCGGCGCUGCCCAACGUCGACAAGGACGUGCCGAUGGGCGCACAGCGCUACGGCGCCGGCCUCGGACCUGCAGCAGGGCCCCGGCCCGACGGCCGCGGCGCUCACUUUGCCGACGCCAGCUCCGAGAGCCUCGAGAUGGCGCAGCAGAAGCGCCCGCACAGCCCUGCCGUCUCGCAGUACUCGUACCGCGCCGACGGCUACGCCAACGGCGGCUUCACACCGGCACCGCAGCAGUGGCGAACGCCGGCCCCGCAGCACGGCUGGCCGCAGUACGGCCCGGCACAGACGCCGCCACCGCAGCAGCAGUACGGCUAUGCUCCGGGCCAGUACGCUCAGCCGCAGUACCAGCCGCGUGGCUACCCCGCACCGCAGCAGGGCUACCGGCCUGGCCCGUACUAGCCGUCACGCUCCCUUCUCUACUCAUUGGUGCUCCCGGACGUGUACUGACUUGCAUGUUGCUCACCCGACGUGCAAUCUAUCCUGCUAACCUAUCGUGUUGGUCUCUCGAGUGAGC
Molecule: messenger RNA, 1804 nt
Organism: Tilletiopsis washingtonensis
Lineage: Eukaryota; Fungi; Basidiomycota; Exobasidiomycetes; Entylomatales
Product: concanavalin A-like lectin/glucanase
Exons: 5
Coding region: 115-1689 (524 amino acids)
Biological process (GO): carbohydrate metabolic process; fungal-type cell wall organization
Cellular component (GO): fungal-type cell wall
Molecular function (GO): hydrolase activity, hydrolyzing O-glycosyl compounds; glycosyltransferase activity
Source: RefSeq, a predicted model, not a curated record